Messenger RNA from Pollicipes pollicipes, 5167 nucleotides. RefSeq names its product protein tramtrack, beta isoform. The record is from RefSeq and is a predicted model, not a curated record. Gene Ontology annotation, biological process: regulation of transcription by RNA polymerase II. Gene Ontology annotation, molecular function: protein binding. Lineage: Eukaryota; Metazoa; Arthropoda; Thecostraca; Pollicipedomorpha; Pollicipedidae. Gene Ontology annotation, cellular component: nucleus. The transcript is spliced from 7 exons. Bases 256 to 960 code for a protein of 234 amino acids.
CCAAGAGGCUAUGCGCCCUAAACCAACAGCAACUGGGUUUGCGCGCCGCGUGUGAUUAUAUUCCCAAACUAGGGAAGUUUCAUGUCUGUGAGGCCAGUAUAGUAGAGUAGGUUGUUGCCACACGCAAGGCCUUGCAGUUACCCAGGUUUUAUUGUUUUAUUGGUAUCCGACUCGUCCUGAACUGACGAGGGCGGCGUACUCAGAAGAAUACGUGCAAGCGUACACAGUUUGUGCGUGUAGAUUUUUUGUUUGAGAAUGGCAGCUGUUCCCCAGAAAUUCUGCUUGAAGUGGAAUGACUUCCAGAGUAUUGUCAUUUCUAUGUUUGACAAUCUGCGCCAUGAUGAAGAGUUGGUAGAUGUCACUCUUUGCUGCGAUGGCAAGAAGAUCAAGGCCCACAGAAUGGUUCUGUCUGCAUGUAGUACAUACUUCAAAGAGGUGUUGAAGGAAAAUCCUUGUCAUCACCCAGUUUUCUUCAUGAGAGACAUUCCUUAUGCAGAUCUGUCAUCUCUUAUUGAGUUCAUAUACACAGGGGAGGUAAAUGUUAGUCAGACUGAUCUAUCAAGCUUCUUGAAGACUGCAGAAAUGCUGAAAGUCAAAGGACUCACAGAUAAUGACAAGACCACGGACGUGCCCCCCUGCAGCGCGCCUCCGCCCCAAGCACAGGCCGGGUCACGGCCCUCCGGGCAGCCAGCUGUUGCCGACCGAAGGUCAGCGGCCGGCGGCCAGGGCCGAGAAGCGACCUGUCCCGGCCGGCGCGCCGGCGGUGUCCGCAUUCCGGUCGGAUCCGCAGGCGCCCGCGUCCAAGCGGAGUCGCGCCGACCGGCCACCCUCCCCGACCGGCCCGCUGGCGGCGUCCGAGUCGCCUGGCCAGCUUCCCGGCGGACAGGCGCUUGCCGAGCUGGCCGAGUCGUUCCCGGCGGCGCCGUCCGCCGACCCGGUGGUGCAGGUGGCACGGUAUGAGACGAGCCUGGUCAAGACGGAAGCUGUCGCGUUUGAAGACGGCGGGGAUUUUGAGGCCUCGUUGGAGCGAGAGGGCGCUUACGACGACGCCUCUCUCGACCACAGCCUGCUGGAGUUCAAAGCGGUCGCCGACCGGGAUCAGCUGACCACAUCCCAGGGGAAUUCAGAAUCGUUAAGCGGGAUGUUCUUCGGAGAGGACCCCGCCGGAGAAACAGCUUGCAAACUUCUGGGUGCCUAGGUAUCGAAAGUGGACCAGGUCAUCAAUAAACAACUGUGCAUGUUGCUGGCUGCCGUCGGAAGGGUUGCCGAUGGAAAAAGGUAAUCCGCCAUCAAGACGCCGAACGUUCCCCUGCCUGCGAUGGAUGAGUCGGAGCUGAAUGAGCUGCUGACCGUCGUCGAGAACGAAAAUAACCGGAAGUAUUUGGCAGCCUAAAAAAGCCAAGUUGGGCCUAAAUGUCAGUUCAAGGGCAGUGCCAUUCACCAAACAAUCGUCAGUAAGUGCAGCGGUUUGGUCCUGUGUCGUGUGUAUGCGAUGGAAGAAAGGUGAGAGAAUGCUCUAUGUGUGCGUGGUUCAACGACUGGAUGGUAUGGUGACAAUGAUGAGGCUUGUGUACUCGGCGAUGGCAAACGGCCGCGACGCAUGUGGCCGUUUGACACCCGGUCGUGCAGCCGGAAGCUGUUCAAGUUCAUACAUGAACGGGCUCGAAAAAAACCUCUGCCGUUUCUUUGAUUUGCCAGAUGCACAGCCAGUAUUUUACCCGCCCCGAUGCACGCACGCAACAUGCCGUGAUCACCGAUUUUCGAGGUGGAGGUCGUAACGUCUGGUUGCUUGAUUAUGCAGGCGGGCAGGCGCCCAGCAUCAGUCGUUGGGCAAUGGGAGAACGCGCCCUAAUAUGAAAUUGGUUUCGCCUGCAGUGAUGGUGAAUGAGAACCUGCAUUCGGUCGGCGUGUCCGUUAGGAGAUCAACAGGCCGCUAGCCCAGAUGGCUGCAUGGUUUGAGAGACCGGGAUGGCUGACACCUUGAACGCAUCCGUCGUAAGAUGACCGAGGCUGGAGCGUCACGUUCAGGGAUGGCGUCUUUACCCAGUGGGGCGCGAUGAACGCUGAGCCGACCCGUCGACUGGAAGGGGAUCCAUUUCCUGAAGAUAAAAGUGACAGGCCAUUUCCAAAAUAUAUAAGUGUGCUAAGAACCAGCGACGCGGGGAAUCUCUUCGUGAGUCUCAAGGCUCCGUGACCAUUUUGGACAGUAUGCUGGUAAGCAUUAUUGACUGAAUGAGCUUGCCAUUAUGUCAAACACGAUACAACAGACCGGCUUUUUGGAUAGAUGACAAAGCACUGAAAAUCACAUAUGCAAUGUGAGCAGUAAAAUGUAAGCCUUGUUUUGAGAACAAGUCCAUGAAAGUUCUCUGUACUCUGGAAAUGACUUUUCAACCAAGUAUAUGGAAGUCGUGACAUACCGAUCCAUUAGGAAUCUUUAUAUGUCAAAGAAUGUUGACUACCAGGAUAUCACUUUGUAAGGCUGGGACCUCUAAACGGCCUAAAAAGAUGCAAAUGAAAAGCCAAAUAUCAGAGUGAAAUAUUGAUAGAAAUGUAUUUGCAACAGUUAUUUUGACUCUUGAAGUAUUUCUAACAAACGAUACGUGACGGGAACGUCGCAUCCUAGUUAAAACUUGGGCGUAUCCACGCGAGGAGUCGUCAGAUCUUUAGAAGCUGUUCGAACCCCAUGAUAUCACCACAUCUGAUUGGUUGUUGGGUGGGUGAGUGUUCAGUGACUAGCACUGACUUCAGGCGAAGUGACUGAUAUUGGUCCGGCCUGUCGGGUUAUGCUGUUCAAGAAGUCCACCAAAAUUUCGCUGAAGGCCUAUGUCACUUCGAGGGCGCGUAAAGAAUCUUUGGGGAAUGGACGACGCGCUGAACUAUCAGAGAGGACUUGAUAAAACAUAUUUAGUUACUUGAUUUUAAGAUGAAUUCAGAAUUAUGAAUUUAAUUUUAAGUGAUAUCAUAAUACUAAAUUGAGGCACAUGAAAUAAUAAUUUAUAGCUUAUAUUUCAGUGUGAAUUUAUUUAGGUUAAAUGUAUUCUCUCUUUUGAUAAAUAAUAGUAGUAUUCCUUUUCCUCGCAACCCAUUUCUUGGGGUACAAAACCAGCGAACGGCUUUUUUACCGCAUUGUCCGCUUUAAAGCGGCUAUUGCUCUUCUGCUCUCGUUGUGUGCCGUAACGUCUAACUAAAACACUGCCGUAAAAAGAAGUGCUUUACGUCUUUGCCUUCCAUAGGUUUCAUGCUAAGGUCAAAACUUCGCUGCAUAAUUGUAUUGUGCAGACAGUUGGCAAAAAGAAAGUACCAAAUUAUUCAGGGGUGUUUGUUACAGCCGUUCAUAUAUAUAUAUAUAUAUAUAUAUAUAUAUAUAUAUAUAUAUAUAUAUAUAUAUACUGUCCCAAACAAAUGUUUUCAGCCGUAUUUACCUCUCGCCAGUCAACACAUAGCAUAGCCCUAAAUAUCGCAAUGGGCGCAAUAUGACCUUUGAUGUUGACGCGUUCUAAAAUACCAUCAGCAUAUCCCAAAUAAGUGCGUUUGAAACCCAUUGGACUGGCAUGUAGUUAGUGAAAGGGCUGCCCACGUCAGUAAUAAUAUUAACAUCCUUUUUUAUUACAGAGCUGAUUAAUAAUCGGGAGAUGAUACCUCUGCGCAAGAUGACUGCAGUGAAGGCGGAUGUUGUUUCAAAACAAAAGUACGGACAGUCCAUCUGUCAGCGUUUGCAAAUGCACCGGGGCUGAAUCAAAAGGCACGCUUCGAGUUCACGUGUUUCAUAGUCUAAUGGGUCUCCUCAGUUUCGGUCAGCGUUUUGUUAUGUAUUGUAACCGGCUGGAAGACUCCACGUAGGAAGAAGCGAAGCCAUCACACAACGGUGAUUUCAUGCAUAGGUUAUUUGAAUGGUGAUCGACUGACGCAGAGCCAAAACUUAACGUUGCCCGUGGCUAGAUCAGGAAUACAUGAAGCGAUCUCUGUACGGACUUUAUAUUUCGGUUGUGACGUCCAGAACUGGCGACGUUUGACACCUUGCAUGACAUGGUGACGCAUCUUGACAACCUGUGGAAGCAUGCCUGGUGGAUGAGUGUACAACGGGCGUAGUUUAGAAUAUCACAUUACAGGGUGGGAUAGACACAUUGCAGCUGUUUUUGAGAAGUAUAUCCCACAACCAUCGUACUCGCUGCUCGCUUUCAAGUCAAGGGAUGCAGUUUGACAUUGGGUUACCUUCAGGUUUCACAUGACCAACCGAAAAAUGUCAAUGUUGUACGUUUUGGUCGUAUGUGAAACGCCGCUCGUAUGAAGUACCCCAUAGUGGCGUACGGAACGGUUUUGCCUAUGCCUGUCAUUGGACCCUCUUGGCCUAAGUUCAGUUGCCUCGGCUAACCACUUUUGUGCUCUAGCUUGUCACUGUAACGGUGCAAAGAUAACUUUGUAGGGACUGAACUGGUUUCUACAUGUAAAAAAGCACCGCGAAUUCGUCGAAAUGUCAAAUUUGUCAAAGUGAGCUAUCCUUUAGCGUAAUUGGAUCAUCCCGAUAUCACCAGUAAAGAUGUUAUCUGCGUCCCAAAAUGCAGAUCUAUCGCUUGCUUUUUCAGCGGGGAAAAUAUAGUGUUUUCAGAUACCAAACUGUAAAAAGUGGUCAUUCCACGUAGCUGUGUAACUCGCGAAUGGCUGAACGCUCCUGCCAAUGCCAUGGUAAAAGGAACCGAAUUACGGGACGGGACUUGGUUCAAGGCUGUGGCCUUUCCGUAUUGAGUGGGGCAGUUAUAUAUACAGCUUAAGUCGUGAAGGCAGACUUCGUGGAUCCCUCCUUUUCGGACACCCGAAAAGUGUAAAAGUAAUUUCCCUGUCUUGCACUUGGUGUCCGUGCAAGUAAGGAAAAAGGUUCUACUUUUGUAUGCAGUGGUAUGUAGACUGAGGUAGUCUACUGAAGGCUCCGGAGAGACUUGCAACCAUAAGCUAAUAGGUCUGAACACUCCUCUUUUAAGCGUGCAUGCAGAUGGUCUACCGGCUUACUGAACCGGCUUACCACCGGCGUAACAAUAUGUGUCACGUAUCCAGAAAUGUCGGCACCAACGGACCAUGGUCUGACCCUGAGCUGUUAGUGCCGUGCGGUGAAUGGUUGGGUAUGGCAGAGGUGCAGUAAAGAAACGAGGAUUUCGUCCAGGAGGGGCUCAAA